Molecule: messenger RNA, 955 nt
Organism: Fusarium odoratissimum NRRL 54006
Lineage: Eukaryota; Fungi; Ascomycota; Sordariomycetes; Hypocreales; Nectriaceae
Product: protein transporter SEC61 subunit beta
Exons: 4
Coding region: 242-583 (113 amino acids)
Biological process (GO): intracellular protein transport
Cellular component (GO): Sec61 translocon complex
Source: RefSeq, a predicted model, not a curated record
CUUCUUUCUGGUGAAGGUGGCCUCAACUAACUCCCUAAACAGGGUGCUCCAUUUACGGGGGGGGAAUUGCACAACACCUCCAUUAAUUUAGUCCCCGUGUCGUCUCUCUCGAUCUUGGUUCCAUCAACGUCCAACUACCAAACCAUCCUCUCCUUUAUUUCUCUCCUUCGCGCCUUAGGUUCUCGGAAUCCUGCAGCGAUUCCUUUGUCACGCCUCCUUCUCCAGGUUUAAUUCUUCAACAAUGUCUUCUCCUCGCCCUUCUUCUCCCGUCAACGGCGGCGCUGCUGCCAGCGGUGCUAACAUCGGCCGUCCCUCAUCCCCUGCUAUUCCUGGUGGUCCCCGUACUGCUAUCCGACGACGCGCUGCUGCCGACCAGAAGGAGAAGAUUGCCAAUGCUCGACCAAGCAGCACUCGCGCCGCUGGCGCCGGUGGUUCCAGCAGCACCAUGCUGCGACUUUACACCGAUGAGUCUCCCGGUCUGAAGGUCGACCCCGUUGUCGUUCUCGUUCUGUCCCUUGUCUUCAUCUUCAGCGUCGUUGCUCUUCACAUUAUCGCCAAGAUUACCCGAAAGUUCUCCAGCUAAAUUGCGUGACGAAGAAGGGGAAACUCAAAGAGAAGGGGGGAUGCUUUUUUAUGGAGUAGGACCUCUCACAGACGAGAGGAUGCGCCAUCUGCAAUGGGGUUAAUACGGCCACACUGGAAAUUUUGUUUGUUGUAUUGCGGUUUAUGAGGGGAGCCUUUGUAUUAUAUCUCGGGAAAAUGGGUCCGAACCGACAUUCUGGACUUUGACUGUUUUGACGCAAAAGAAUGAGACCUAUGCUGAGUGUAUGUAAUGUAUGCUGAACAUUUGGCAUGGCUUGCCGUCUCGUUCAAAUUAUAGAAUCUAAGCCGGGGGCUACAUCGUCGACAAUUCUGUAGCUGUCAUUGCAUUUGCUGAAGGGCUAAACGCUCUUUU